AUGCAUCAAUUUGUUCCAAGUUGGUUCAAUGGUCAAUUUUCUAAAUGGUUGGAGUAUAGUGUGAAGAAAGAUGUGGCAUUUUUCUUAUGUUGUUAUUUGUUCAAAAAUGAAUUUAUUCAUGGAAGUGCGGGUGAAUUUUAUACAAAAAAUGGUUUUAGGUCUUGGAAUAAGAGUCUUGAAAGAUUGCGUUUACAUGUUGGUGAUGUUAAUAGUGUCUAUGAUAAAUGUUUCAAGAAGAUGCUAGAUUUAUCAAAUCAUCAUCAAUCAAUUCAAGUUGUUUUUGAUAAGCACUCCGAGAAGUUGAAAAGUGAGUAUCGAAUGCGUUUAGAAGCAUCAAUUGAUGUGGCAAGACUUCUAUUGUUGUAUGGAUUGCCUUUUAGGGGCCAUAACGAAAGUGAAUCUUCAACAAAUCAAGGCCUCUUUCUAGGAUUCUUACGAUGGCAUGGGGACAAGCAUCCGGAUGUGGGAAAAGUAAUAUUAGUAAAUACUCCACAAAAUGGUACUUUGACUUGCCCUAUGAUCCAAAAGGAUAUUAUCAAUGCUUCUGCCAAAGAAACAUUAAAGGCUAUAAUUGGAGACUUGAAUGGAGAUUAUUUUGGUAUAUUAGUUGAUAAGUCCAAAGAUAUCUCACACAAAGAACAAAUGGAUCUUGUUUUGCGUUAUGUUGAUAAAAAUGGUGAAGUGGUAGAGCGAUUUGUUGGUCUUGUCCAUGUUAGUGAUACAUUGGCAUGCUCAUUGAAGAAAGCAAUCUACUCUUUUCUUUCGGGCCACUUACUAAGUCCGUCUCAAAUACGUGGACAAGGUUAUGAUGGAGCUAGUAACAUGAGGGGAGAGAUAAGUGGUCUAAAGACUUUGAUUAUGAAAGACAGCUCGUCGGCAUAUUACAUUCAUUGCUUUGCUCAUCAAUUGCAAUUAACACUUGUAGCUAUGUCUAAAAAGCAUUUGGAUGUCAAAGACUUCUUUUGUCAUGUUACUAAUGUGUUGAAUGUCAUUGGAGUAUCUUUUAAGCAUAGAGAUUUGCUUCGCCAUCUUCAAGCUGAAAAACUGGAGCAAUUACUUGAGUCCGGUGAAAUUCAUACCGGGCGAGGACUAAAUCAAGAACGCGGGCUUCAAAGACCAGUGAUUGAACAUGAAGGUUCUACCUUAAAUGAGAGAAAUCAAGCAAAAUAUAUUUUGAGUGAGAUAAUAACAUUCAAAUUUGUUUUUAUGCUUCAAUUGAUGUUGAAAGUUUUGGCAAUGUCAAAUGAGUUGAACAAGAUCCUACAAAAGAGAGAUCAAGAUAUUGUUAAUGCCAUGGAGUUUCUUAACAUUACAAAGAAAAGAUUACAAGAUAUGAGGGAAACUAGAUGUGAAUCUUUUCUAGAUGAUGUUUCCUUAUUUUGUCAUAUGCAUGAUAUUAUGAUUCCCAAGAUGGAUGAAUCCUAUUUUCCUGGAAAGUCGAAGCGUAAGUCUUCUGGUAUUUGUUAUUCAUACCACUUGCGUGUUGAUAUCUUUUAUGCUGUAAUUGAUGUGCAACUUCAAGAGCUUAAUGACCGUUUUGAUGUAGUGAGUAGCGAUUUGCUUCUUAGGAUGGCUAGUUUGAAUCCAGCCAAUUCUUUUGCAAAUUUUGAUAAAGGUAGAAUAAUGACUUUAGCAAAAUGUUACCCAAAUAAGUUUGAUGAAGUACACAUUCGAGACUUGAGUUAUCAACUAGAUACUUUCAUAAUUCAUAUGCGAGUUGGCAAUCCCAAGUUCUCCAACUUGCAAGGAAUUAGUGAUUUGGCAAAAGUAUUGGUUGAGACAAAUCUUGUGGAGACUUAUUCGUAUGUUUAUUUACUAGUAAAGUUAACGCUGAUUUUACCUGUUGCUACCGCAACUGUGGAGAGAGCAUUCUCAUCCAUGAAGCAGAUAAAGAAUGAAGAGGAACAACAUGGGUGA
Messenger RNA from Nicotiana tabacum (common tobacco), 1917 nucleotides. RefSeq lists its product as uncharacterized. Lineage: Eukaryota; Viridiplantae; Streptophyta; Magnoliopsida; Solanales; Solanaceae. The record is from RefSeq and is a predicted model, not a curated record.